AUGCUUCAGGAGUACAACACAGGGUCAAUCGACCUUUCUUCGGAUAGAAAUAUGGUCCAAGGUGAUGUUGCAGGAGUGUUUGCCAAGGAUCCCUCACAGAGCUUGAUCCUUCUCAUCGACUUCAAACUUGAAGGCGAGCACAUAUGGCCUCAUCUCGUUCAAUAUCUUGAGCCGCUUCGUGAAGUAGGAUACCUGACUCAUUUUAACGGUUCCUCUGUCGUGCAGCGGCCGAUAUCUAUUGUCGCGUCUGGUGAUGCGCCCUUCCAUCGCAUUUUGGAACGGAAUACGUCUCGCGAUAUUUUCUUUGAUGCUCCCCUCGGCGAAUUAUCGCAUGUAUCGCCAGAUUUACCUACAGCCAAAUCUAUAUAUAAUAUCAGCAACAGCUAUUAUGCGUCUGCCAAUUUCAAAGAAGAGAUCGGGUCUAUCAGAGGGAACCAGUUCUGCCAAGCCCAGCUAGCCAAGAUUCGCCAUCAAAUGAGAGUAGCACAUGAGCAUGGUCUGAAAGUGCGAUACUGGGGCACACCGAGCUGGCCGCGUGGGCUGCAUAAUCACGUUUGGCAUAUUCUUGUGCGGGAAGGUGUGGACGUUAUCAAUUUCGAUGAUUUGAGGGACGCGACACAACAAGACUGGAGGAAGCAUCGCACCUGGUUGAAUUGA
This is a messenger RNA of Penicillium pulvis, 657 nucleotides long. RefSeq lists its product as uncharacterized. The record is from RefSeq and is a predicted model, not a curated record. The transcript has a single exon. Gene Ontology annotation, biological process: lipid metabolic process. NCBI's taxonomy places the organism in Eukaryota, Fungi, Ascomycota, Eurotiomycetes, Eurotiales, Aspergillaceae. Gene Ontology annotation, molecular function: phosphoric diester hydrolase activity. The coding region runs from base 1 to 657 and encodes 218 amino acids.